Messenger RNA from Phalaenopsis equestris, 603 nucleotides. Its product is annotated as expansin-B15-like. The coding region runs from base 1 to 603 and encodes 200 amino acids. The transcript is spliced from 4 exons. Gene Ontology annotation, cellular component: extracellular region. The record is from RefSeq and is a predicted model, not a curated record. NCBI's taxonomy places the organism in Eukaryota, Viridiplantae, Streptophyta, Magnoliopsida, Asparagales, Orchidaceae.
AUGUCGUCCAGCCGUAGGAGAGGGAAUUUGUACUUGAUAGUUAUCUUGUUGAUUGCUCUACUAUCGAUGCACAUCCUCCAAGUAUUAUCCUUCUUAGGUGUAAGUAGAACUGGCACGACACAAGAGCUAAGAAUUUCUCGGAUGAAACCAUUCUCCCUUGUUCUUCUCUCCACCUUUCCUUCCACCUCUUUCUCUAAUCCAAUAAAACAUUCGUCGCCUUUCUCGCCGGCGGCAGAUUGGCAGCCAGCCGGAGCAACGUGGUAUGGCAGUCGCAAUGGCUCCGGCAGUGAUGGUGGUGCUUGUGGCUAUGGUGAUCUGGUGGGCAAGCCACCCUUUUCCUCCAUGGUGACUGCAGGAAACCCUAAUCUGUUUUUAUCAGGCAAAGGAUGCGGUGCAUGUUAUCGGGUUAAAUGUACAAAUAACUCUAUGUGUUCUGGGAAGUCAGUGGUGGUGACCAUCACUGAUGAAUGCCCCGGUGGACCGUGUUUAAAGGAGACGAUUCAUUUCGACCUAAGUGGGUUGGCAUUUGGGUCCCUUGCCGUGCCGGGCAAAGCUGAUCAGCUCAUGGGAGUUGGUGUGCUCGCUGUUGAUUAUACUCGGUAA